AUGCCUGACAGCUAUCCGGAUGUGGAGCCGCGCAGGUGCGAUGACUGCUGCACAGAUGUGUCUGAAGCUAGAGUGAAGCAUUGCCAAACAUGCGGCUGGUGUAUGGAGGGCUUCGACCAUCACUGUCGCUAUUUGAAUGUGUGCGUGGGGGGAAGGACGUACCCAGCCUGGUACACCUUUGUGUUGCUGCUCUUUCUGCUGGUGGUGAUGUGCGCCGUGGGCUGCGUUCAAGUGCUGAACGAGCCCUUCAGGCACAAUCUCCAUGAGGAGUACCCGACAGUGUUUUAUGUCCUUCUCGGGACAGCAGCCGUGGCUUCGGUCAUCGAAAGCCUUUUCCUUCUCGCCCUUCUGGCGCAGCACUCUUACUUCUGCCUUGCAGGAAUAACCACCUUGGAGUACAUCAAGGACCAGGCUCCACCAUUUCCAAGCCUUCCGCCACGAGGUUGGCGAGAGGCCAUUUCACAGGGUGAGUGUCACAACUGCCACGGUUUGAUUCAGCUUUCCGAAGCUGCUGAUGCCGACGAAGUACUGUACUGCAGCGUUUGCCAAGGAGACCUUGCCAAGGCUGCGGUGAACUUUUGGCAGUGUGAUGUCUGCGACAACUCUGCGGUGUGUCCCAUUUGCUACCGUGCUGCUACUUCAUCUGCGACCGUGACAACCUAUCGGGCUUCAGCCAUGAAGCGGCGCUCCCAAGCGUUGAUGGGCAUCCUGGAUACCUCUCGACAUGGAGGUGGGAGCUCAAAGAACCGCACGCCCAGCAUCCAUUCGCGGCUGUCGUCCUUUUCGGGCGAGCAGCGGGAAGUUCGUAUGGGCAGGAAGUCCGUCGGCGCCGUGGUGGCCGCUGUGGAAGGGCACGCGGGUGAAUCGCGCCCAUCUUUCGUGUCUGGAUGUUGCGGCCGUCGGGAGGAGGAGAGCGAGACGGAAUCCUCGUCUGAAGGAGGCUAG
Molecule: messenger RNA, 945 nt
Organism: Durusdinium trenchii
Lineage: Eukaryota; Dinophyceae; Suessiales; Symbiodiniaceae
Source: the annotation of a GenBank genome assembly